UCCCUACAAAUUAUUUUUCAUUGAAGACCAAUUUUGAAUCCGACCAAAUUAUUGUCUUUUUAUUUAGAAUUGUGUCUCCAUUGGCAUGGCUUGUGUUACACAAAUACCUAUCAAGAACAAAGCAGUGUAUUUCAAGUUCCACAGUAGACCAAGUUUGUUGCAAUAUUAUUAUAAACCCUUAAGCUUCAAGUGUUUAUAUGCAAAAAUGAAUGAUAGUAAUAACACGGUGACAAUGAGAAGUAGUAUUCUGAAAGAUCUUUAUGAGAAGCAUAGACAGAGUCCUUACUAUGACAAUCUCUGUCGACCCAUUUCAGAUUUGAUUCCAUUCAUUGAUUCUGGAAUCAGAGGUGUUACUACCAACCCUGCGAUAUUUGAAAAAGCUAUAUCAUCAUCAAGUGCUUACAAUCAGCAGUUGAGGGAGUUGGUAGAUGCAGGGAAAGGCAUAGAAAAUGCCUACUGGGAAUUGGUUGUGAAGGACAUACAUGAUACAUGCAAACUCUUGGAUCCAAUAUACAAUGAAAAAGAUAGUUUAGAUGGACAUGUAUCUAUAGCAGUUUCUCCCAAGCUUGCAAAUGAUACCAAAGGAACAAUUGAUGCAGCCAUAUGGCUUCACAAAAUGGUUGGAUGUCCAAAUGUUUUUAUUAAACUUCCUGCAACUGAUGAAUCCAUUCCUUCAAUAAAGGAAGUUAUAUCUCUAGGGAUAAGUGUAAAUGUCACUCUCAUAUUCUCUCUCCCUAGAUAUGAAGAAGUAAUUAAUGCUUAUUUGGAUGGUCUUGAAGCUUGUAGUAUGAAUGAUUUAUCUAAGGUUAGAAGUGCAGCAGCAUUUUAUAUUAGUAGAGUGGAUACUACAAUUGACAAGAAACUUGAACAGAUUGGUACUGUUGAGGCUCUUGAUCUCACAGGAAAGGGUGCGGUUGCUCAAGCAGUGUUAGCUUACCAGAUUUACCAGAAAACAUUUUCUGGUCCAAGAUGGAAAUCCCUGGAGAAGAGAGGUGCCAAGAAGCAAAGAUUGAUGUGGGCAUCAACAAAUGUGAAAAAUUCAUCUUACCCUGAUACUUUUUAUGUUGAUUCUCUUAUUGGACCUGAUACGAUUUCAACCUUACCAGAACAUGCUCUUAAAGCAUUUAUGGACCAUGGUAUUGUUUCAAGAACCAUUGAUUCAAAAGUAUCAGAGGCUGAACACAUUUACAAUGCAAUUGAGAAGUUGGGGGUUGAUUGGAGUUAUGUUGGAUCACAAUUGCAACAUGAGGUGCUGGAUUCUUUCACAAAAAGCUAUGACAAUGUGCUUCAAUGCCUGCAAAACAAGGCUAAUGCAUUGUGAAUUCGUGUAUGUUUGGUGUCACAGUGGUUUUGCUAGAACUAUAGUGAGUCACCGUGAUUUGAUAAAGCCUACUAUUAAGCCAAAACUUGAUGCAUAUGCAGUGUGGGAUCAUACUGUCAAAGCUUGGCAUGUACUAAUACCACUCACAAAAAUAAAUAAACUGCUUUAUCAUAUCCAUAAAUAAAUAAAUAUUCAAUUUGUUCA
This is a messenger RNA of Cicer arietinum (chickpea), 1525 nucleotides long. RefSeq lists its product as uncharacterized. Lineage: Eukaryota; Viridiplantae; Streptophyta; Magnoliopsida; Fabales; Fabaceae. Gene Ontology annotation, cellular component: intracellular anatomical structure; cytoplasm. Gene Ontology annotation, biological process: carbohydrate metabolic process; pentose-phosphate shunt. Gene Ontology annotation, molecular function: transaldolase activity. The record is from RefSeq and is a predicted model, not a curated record.